AUGGAAGCCAUGUCGCCGGCCACCCGCAAGCGGCUCGGGUACGAGUCCGGCGCCGCCUUGAUGGCCGAGGGCCCGCAGGUCCUGCACGAGCACAUCGCCACCAAACUCGGCAAGGCACUCGGCUUGGCCAUGCCCCAGAUGGACGUGCGCUUCAGCAACCUGUCUGUCACUGCUGACGUUGUCGUGGUCGAUGAAGACAGCAAGUACGAGUUGCCGACCAUCCCCAACACCCUCAUGAAGACCUUCAUCAGCCCGAAGAAACGCAUCGUGCGCAAGGAGAUCCUCAAGGACGUCAGCGGGCCAACCUGGCUCCGGCAAGUCGGCCCUGUUGAAGAUGCUGAGUGCUCGGUCCCCAUGACCAAGAACAUCACGGUCGAGGGCAACAUCUCCUUCAACAACGUGCAGCGCGAGCAGAUCAUCAAGACGCUGCCCCAGUUCGUGGCCUACGUGAACCAGCGUGACAAGCACUACCCCGUGCUGACCGUCAAGGAGACACUGGAGUACGCGCACAAGUUUUGUGGCGCUGAGCUGUCCGAGCACGCCAAGAAGAUGCUCUCGCAGGGUACCCCAGAGGAAAACGAGGAGGCCUUGAGAGCGGCCAACGCCAUGUUCGCACACUACCCGGACGUCAUCAUCCAGCAGCUCGGACUCCAGAACUGCCAGAACACCAUCGUGGGCGACGCCAUGACCCGCGGUGUGUCCGGCGGCGAGCGCAAGCGCGUGACGACCGGCGAGAUGGAGUUCAGUACCAAGUACGUGACGCUCAUGGACGAGAUCAGUACGGGUCUCGACAGUGCGGCCACGUACGAUAUCAUCAACACGCAGCGUAGUGUGGCCCACAAGCUGCGCAAGACCGUCGUCAUCGCUCUGCUUCAGCCGUCUCCGGAGGUUUUCGCGUUGUUCGACGACGUGAUGAUGAGCAAGGUCGAGGAGUACUUCGAGUCUCUCGGGUUCAAGUGCCCGCCUCAACGUGACAUCGCCGACUACCUGCUGGACCUGGGCACGCAGGUGCAGUACCAGUACCAGGUCGAACACCCGACGAAGCAGCCUCGCCGGGCCAGUGAGUUUGCCGACACCUUCAAGGAGUCGCGCAUCUACAUGGAGUCGAUGUAUGCUCUGGAGGCCCCGUACGACCCCGAACUGCUCCACAGCGUGGAACAGAACAUGAAGCCGAUGCCCAUGUUCAGCCAGUCGUUCGUCGACAGCACGCUGACGCUGCUGAAGCGCCAGCUCACCAUCACAUACCGCAACAAGCCCUUCAUCUUUGGACGCGUGCUGAUGAUCGCAGUCUCCGUUGUGCUGGGUGUGGUCUUCUCUUCGGUCAUGUUCCUGUCCAUGGGCCAGUCGUCGCAGAUCCCGACGUACAUGGCAGAGCGCGAGGUCUUCUACAAGCAGCGCGGUGCCAACUUCUUCCGUACUGCAUCUUACGUGCUGGCCACCUCGGCGAGUCAGAUCCCGUUGGCGUUCGUCGAAACGAUCAUCUUCGGCUCGCUGGUGUAUUGGCUGUGUGGAUUCGAGUCCGAGUUCCAGCUUUUCAUCAUCUUCGAGUUCGUGCUCUUGGUGAUGAAUCUGGCCAUGGGAAUGUGGUUCUUCUUCCUGAGCUCCGUAGGCCCGAACGAGAAUGUCGUCACCCCGUUGGGUAUUGUCUCGGUGAGCUAA
Molecule: messenger RNA, 1659 nt
Organism: Phytophthora sojae
Lineage: Eukaryota; Oomycota; Peronosporomycetes; Peronosporales; Peronosporaceae
Exons: 4
Coding region: 1-1659 (552 amino acids)
Cellular component (GO): membrane
Molecular function (GO): ABC-type transporter activity; ATP hydrolysis activity; ATP binding
Source: RefSeq, a predicted model, not a curated record